Messenger RNA from Hyphopichia burtonii NRRL Y-1933, 2616 nucleotides. RefSeq lists its product as uncharacterized. Gene Ontology annotation, molecular function: calcium-activated cation channel activity. The transcript has a single exon. Bases 1 to 2616 code for a protein of 871 amino acids. Gene Ontology annotation, cellular component: plasma membrane. NCBI's taxonomy places the organism in Eukaryota, Fungi, Ascomycota, Pichiomycetes, Serinales, Debaryomycetaceae. The record is from RefSeq and is a predicted model, not a curated record.
AUGAUAUCGAUUUUUGACGGAGAUUCAAAGAAUCCAGAAAAUCCCAAUUUAGCAUUGAGACAGGGCCAGCUGAGAGUGUUUAAGACACAAUUGGUGCUUUGUCUAUGGAUUGGGAUGAGUUCGUUCUUGUUAUUUUGUAUAUUAAGAAGAAAAUGGCCUCAUAUGUACGCAGUUAGGACGUUAAGAAGGAAUAAUUUUAAAAAUAAUCUUAAAUCAUUACCGACAGAUUUGCUAAAUUGGGUGGUAACGUUAUAUAAGAUAACCGAUGAUGAAGUGUUGGAGUUUUCAGGAUUGGAUGCUUACGUUUUUUUAAGUUUUUUCAAAAUGGGAGUCAAGAUAUUUUCCUUAUUAUCAAUAUUGGAUAUUUUCAUUUUGAGUCCGUAUAGAUAUUAUUAUACGGGGAAUUAUGAUAAAGAUAAUAUAACUUGGUCGGCGUUUUUGGUGAGUAGCUUCAUGAAUACGGAAUCUUCUCACUUAGCUCAAGACCCCCCAGAUUUUAGUGACGAUUUCCCUAAUUAUUUCUGGUGCUAUCCAAUAUUCACUUAUUUAUUUUCGAUAAUUGUGUAUGUCAAAUUGUUUGAUUAUACGAAGUUGGUAUUGAAAAUAAGACAAAAAUAUUUGGCAUCACAGAAUUCCAUAACUGAUCGUACAAUUAGAUUAGAUGGUAUACCAAAAAGACUAUUACGGAAAAAUGAUCCAAGUAUAUUGAAAAAAUUCAUUGAGGAGUUGCAAAUUGGUAAAGUAAUGGAUGUUAAAUUAAUCUAUGAUUUCACUCCAUUAGAAAACUUGUUCAAUGAAAGAAAUUUAUUAAUAAACAAUUUAGAAAAACUUUAUUCUAAGACUUAUGAAUUAAAAAUUGAUUUAUAUAAUCAAACCAAGACUCCAACCGUUAUAACCAAGAACUCAAUUCAUAAUAAUGACAAUUCAAAUAAAAAAAUUGUGAAGAAUCGUAAUAAAAUUAAUGAUUUAUCAAUAAAACUCAUUGAAAUUAAUAAUAAAAUUAAAGAUUAUCAAAAUAAAUUCGAUUCUAAAACAUCCACGGUCAAUAUUGAAGAAAACCCCGAAUUCAAAAUACUACCAACCGCUUUUAUAACCAUGGAUUCAGUCGCGUCCGCUCAAAUGGCGGCUCAAACAGUUUUAGAUCCCAGAGUUUAUAAACUAAUGGUUUCAUUAGCACCAGCGGCAAAAGAUAUUAAAUGGAAAAAUUUCAGAUUAACCUACUAUCAAAAAUUAUUUAAAGCAUAUUUAAUCACCAUUUUAAUCAUUUUCAGUUACAUCUUUGUUUCCUUCUUAGUCACUCCAUUAUCAUCAUUAUUGGAUUUGAAAACUAUUAGUAAAAUAUGGCCAGAAUUAGGAGAUUUAAUUAAGAAAUCAAAAUGGUUAACUACAUUUGUUACUGGUAUCUUACCACCAUUUUUAUUUUCUUUAUUAAAUAUCCUGUUACCUUAUUUUUAUAAAUUCUUAUCAAAAUAUCAAGGUUAUUCUUCAAAUAGUGAUAUCGAAUUAUCUACGCUACUGAAAAACUUUUUCUUUAUCUUCUUCAAUUUAUUUUUGGUUUUCAUUGUAUCUGGAACAAUCUGGGAUUACAUUUCCUCUAUUAGUGAUACCACUAAAUUGGCUUAUCAAUUAGCAACUUCCUUGAAAAAACUUAGUUUGUUUUAUGUUGAUUUGAUCUUAUUACAAGGUUUGGCAAUGUUCCCGGUUAAAUUAUUACAAAUUGGUGAUUUUUUCAUUUUAAAUAUUAUUGGUAAAUUAUUAUUCUUGAAAAAUUUAAUAUUAAGAACCCCAAGAGACUACAGGUUUUAUUAUUAUACUCCUCCAAUAUUUGACUUUGGUAUACACUUACCCCAGCAUAUUCUCAUUUUCAUUAUUAUAUUAAUUUAUUCAGUAGUUUCAACUAAAAUUGUUACUAGUGGAUUGGUUUAUUUUAUUCUUGGAUUCUUUGUUUAUAAAUAUCAAUUAAUUUAUUGUUUUGUCCAUCCUCCUCAUUCAACUGGUAAAGUUUGGCCCAUGAUUUUUAGAAGAUUAAUGUUAGGCUUGGGUAUAUUUCAAAUUUUCAUGUGUGGAACUUUAGCUUUAGAAGGAGCUAUAUUAUUAGCUAUAUUAUGUACCCCUUUAGUUUUUGUUACAUUGAUUGUUGCUUGGAACUAUGAAAGAUAUUAUUUACCUUUGAAUACCUUCAUUGCUUUAAAAGCAAUUCAUAAUCCUUAUAAUUUUGAUUUGGAAUUUGAUGAUGAUAAUGAUGAUAUAUUAUCAGUAUCCAAAAACUCUUCUUCUUCUGCAAUUGCAGAAGAAGAUGAAGAAGAACUCAUCACUCCAUACAAUGAUGAAACUUCUUUAAUCGAUAAUCAAGUAAUAGAUUAUAAUUCAAACUCUACUACUAAAAGAAGAGUGUCUACAAUUGAUGAAGAAAGAGAACAAUUUACUGAUUAUACUUACCCAUAUCUAAUCGAUCCUUUAAAUGGACCAUGGAUUGGAUUUGAAGGUGAUUAUAUUUCAAUGGUUGAAUAUAAUCUCAACCAACAAGAUCUAGAAGAUGGUGACAUGAGUGUUUUAUCCACAUUUGAAGACGAAUUCAUCUUACGGAAGAAACUAAAGGUUCCAGAAUGGGAAUAA